This is a messenger RNA of Siniperca chuatsi (mandarin fish), 1545 nucleotides long. RefSeq names its product tumor necrosis factor, alpha-induced protein 8-like 3 (gene tnfaip8l3). The record is from RefSeq and is a predicted model, not a curated record. Gene Ontology annotation, cellular component: cytoplasm. The coding region runs from base 371 to 979 and encodes 202 amino acids. The transcript has 2 exons. Gene Ontology annotation, biological process: regulation of apoptotic process. Lineage: Eukaryota; Metazoa; Chordata; Actinopteri; Centrarchiformes; Sinipercidae.
AGAAACCAAGAGGGGGACGGACUCAGAGUGAGCGAGGGGAGGGAGCAUCAGAAACGGGGAAAGUAGCUGAGGGGGAGAAGGAAAGAGGGAAACUGAGAGAGUCAGGAGAAAAGAGAGCAAAAGGAAAAGAGAGCAAAAAAGAACACCUCAGCAAAUCAGCCCAGUAGCAUUCCUCUCACAGCUGCAGUGAUCCAGGCUGGGAGGGGAAGUUUAGCUCACCAGGAGAAAGAAGAAAAAAAACACAAGAUAUUGCAUUUUUUAAUUUUUUUCUCUGAGUGAAGAAAUCAGAAGACUCCCUGGAGAGGAAAGGGAAGAAGAAGAAAGAGGAAUCAGAGAGCUUCUGCAGCCUCCGAGUGUCCUGCAGGGGAAGAUGGAUUCAGACUCCGGAGAGCAGAGUGACGGAGACCUCUCUCCAGGGCAGGAGAGCUUUAACUCUCGCUCCCUGGCCCUGCAGGCCCAGAAGAAAAUCCUGAGCAAGAUGGCGACCAUGGUGGUGGCCAACAUGCUGACAGAUGACACCAGCAGUGAGAUCUUGGACGAGCUCUACAAGACGAGCCGGGAGUUCACCAAGAGCAAGAAGGAGGCCCACAAGAUCAUCAAGGACGUCAUCAAGAUCGCCUUGAAGAUCGGCAUUUUGUACCGCAACCACCAGUUCAGCCCUGACGAGCUGGACACAGUGGAGCGCUUCAAGAAGAAGAUGAACCAGGCAGCCAUGACAGCGGUGUCAUUCUAUGAGGUGGAGUACACCUUUGACAGGAAUAUUCUGUCAGAGCUUCUGCUGGAGUGCAGGGACCUGCUUCACACCCUGGUCGAGCAUCACCUGACCGUGCGCUCGCAUGCACGCAUCGAUCACGUUUUCAACCAUUUUGCUCAUGGGGAGUUCCUGGCCGAGCUGUAUGGGGACGGAGAGGAGUAUAGAUUCUCUCUGAGGAAGAUCUGCAAUGGCAUCAACAAACUGCUGGACGAAGGAACGCUUUAACCUCUCACACCUGACCUCUUUCACCUCUAGCUCUUUGUCUCACUGGCCUCUCCUGCCUCCUUCUAUUUCCUUUUCACUUGCUCACCCCUGACUGCUCACAUCCUCUACCUUCUUUUUGCUCUUGUCUUCCUGUUUCUUCUUCAUCCAUUUUCAUGAAGAUUUGUAACAUCCUGCUGCUGUGGUUCAAUGAGGGAUUUUUUUUUUCUUUCCACUCAGUGAAUCAUUGCGGCACACUGGGACAGCCUGUUUCAUGUUGUAUGCAUUAUAGCAUUUCAAGACAUCCCUUUUGUGUGCAAAAGUUUACUGUACCAAUGGCCAAAAAACAUACAUUAGAUACAUUUGGAUAUGAAAGAUAAUCAGUGGUAGUAAUCAGUCUCUCUCUCUCACUCUCUCUCUCUCUGUGUGUGUGUGUGUGUGUGUGCACAUGUGUUUGUAUGGGAUUUGUUCGAGUAAUGUGUUUGUAUAUAAGACCAACUAUGACAUGGUGUGUGUAUUAUGUAUCUGUGUCAAUCUUCUAUACAAGGGUGUAACACUUGUCUUUUAUUAAAGAUUUCUUGUAAACAUUA